Haliotis rubra (blacklip abalone) is the source of this 1186-nucleotide messenger RNA. Its product is annotated as ras-related protein Rab-23-like. Gene Ontology annotation, biological process: protein secretion; Golgi vesicle fusion to target membrane; protein localization to plasma membrane. Gene Ontology annotation, molecular function: GTP binding; GTPase activity. The coding region runs from base 304 to 1008 and encodes 234 amino acids. Lineage: Eukaryota; Metazoa; Mollusca; Gastropoda; Lepetellida; Haliotidae. Gene Ontology annotation, cellular component: dendritic spine; plasma membrane; trans-Golgi network transport vesicle. The record is from RefSeq and is a predicted model, not a curated record. The transcript is spliced from 8 exons.
UCUUCGAAGAUUUGUCACAAAGUUUCGGCCACAGGUUGAGUGAUUGCUGUGGUCCUUGUUUGUCAACACACGAUGGAUGGUACAUAUCUGAUAUUUACCUAACAAUGGGUUGAGGUUCUCAACAAAACGACAGGUAUAUGUGGAUAACCACCAUGCAAGAUUAUCUACAUCAACUUUAAUUAACAUCAUCAUUGUGGUUUGUGAUUAUGUUUCCUUAAGACGGAAAUAACAACCUGGUGAGAAUUAUAGCUUGUGAUACACAGUCUGAUUGUACUGAGUGUUGAGUCUGUGACUGAGUGGACCAUGAGAGAAGAGGAAGUGGAGAUUGCCAUCAAAGUGGUAGUGGUGGGCAACGGUGCUGUAGGCAAAUCUAGCAUGAUUCAGCGAUAUUGCAAGGGGAUAUUUACCAAGGACUACAAGAAAACUAUUGGAGUUGAUUUCUUGGAGAGACAAAUUGAGGUGAACCAGGAAGACAUCCGGCUGAUGCUGUGGGACACCGCGGGACAGGAGGAGUUUGAUGCCAUCACUAAAGCCUACUACAGAGGGGCUCAGGCGUGUGUCCUUGCAUUUUCCACCGUAGACCGGGACUCCUUUGAAGCCAUUGAAUCAUGGAAAAGAAAGGUAGAGGAGGAGGUUGGAGAGAUCUCCAUGGUGAUUGUACAGAACAAGAUAGAUCUCAUAGAUGAUGCACUGGUCCAGACGGAGGAGGCUGAGGCUCUAGCCAAGAAGUUGAGGCUGAGGUUUUACAGGACCUCUGUUAAAGAGAAUCUCAAUGUGGACGAAGUGUUCAGGUACUUGUCCCAGAAAUACUUGGACCGCCUCAACAUGGUGAUCGAGGAGGACACAGCUCCACAGAAGAUUGGCCAAGGUCUGAUCCAAACGGAAACCAAGAACAACCACAAAGACAAAGAAAAGAAGAAACAAAAUGAUACGAUAAAUUUACAACCGAGUAAGAGACGGACUCAUGGCAAAAAGUCUCUAGUCGCAAAUAAGUGUAGUCUGUUGUAGCGACCCCUGUGUAUCUAUGUACAGUCCCAGAUGUGUUAGAAGAAUGACUUCACGGUCAGUCCCCGUAAUCCAGCAGCAGAUUGUGCCAGAACCUCUCAUCCAGCGGUUGACCAUGCCAGACCCUGUAAACAUACAGUAGAUUGUUUCACACUCACUCAACCAGCAGUAGACAGUCCCA